AUGGACGACGAAUAUGUGUCUGCCAACACCGGCCGGCUGCUAAAGGUGUCCUGGAAGUACUCGGAUGCUGAUAGGAAACAGUUCCAGGGCCACAAGUUGGCUAUUCCGCACACCAGAAACGUUAUGUACUUGAGGUUCGACAGCUUGAACGGCGGCCCCACCGGUGGCCGGAACACGACGAUGUCCUGGUCUUGUAAGUUGGAAGGGUUGGUUGUCAUUAAAGAUGGGGGAGGAAAAAAUAUUUUGCAACAAGACAACUAUAUAAAGUGUGUUAUGCAUUUAAAAAGUCGAUGCAUUGGGCCAGAACAAGGUCGCUGUGGGUUGGUGUGA
This is a messenger RNA of Ogataea philodendri, 330 nucleotides long. RefSeq lists its product as uncharacterized. Bases 1 to 330 code for a protein of 109 amino acids. The transcript has a single exon. The record is from RefSeq and is a predicted model, not a curated record. NCBI's taxonomy places the organism in Eukaryota, Fungi, Ascomycota, Pichiomycetes, Pichiales, Pichiaceae.